Molecule: messenger RNA, 1197 nt
Organism: Gekko japonicus
Lineage: Eukaryota; Metazoa; Chordata; Lepidosauria; Squamata; Gekkonidae
Gene: TAMM41
Product: TAM41 mitochondrial translocator assembly and maintenance homolog
Exons: 8
Coding region: 29-1030 (333 amino acids)
Biological process (GO): CDP-diacylglycerol biosynthetic process; cardiolipin biosynthetic process
Cellular component (GO): mitochondrion
Molecular function (GO): phosphatidate cytidylyltransferase activity
Source: RefSeq, a predicted model, not a curated record
UGAAAACGUACUUUGUUGGCUGGCCCGCAUGUCUUUGCCGAGCUCGGCGAUGAAAUUCCACAGAAUCCUUGCUCAAUUCCCUCAAGAGCUCAGCUUCGCCUUUGCUUAUGGCUCCGGUGUCUUCCAGCAAGCGGGGGCCUCUGCAGGGGAAAGCGAGAACAAUAUGCUGGACUUUGUGUUUGCUGUGGAUGAUUCCGUAUCAUGGCACAAGAGGAACCUGUCAAAGAAUCGCAGUCAUUAUUCCUUUUUAAAAUACUUUGGAGCCAAGAGAAUCAAUAACGUCCAAAACUAUGGAGCAGGGAUUUACUACAAUACGUUAGUGCCUUGUAAUGGCAGGGUUAUAAAAUAUGGUGUUAUUGGUACUGAUAUGCUGAUUGAAGAUUUACUUCGCUGGAAGACGCUCUAUGUAGCUGGACGUCUUCAUAAGCCGGUAAAGAUCCUUGCCCAGAAUGAGAACGGCAAACUCCAGGCUGCUCUUUCCAGCAACUUGAAGAGUGCAGUCACAGCAUCUUUCCUUAUGUUACCUGAAAGUUUCUCCGAAGAGGAUCUUUACGUGCAGAUCGCUGGCCUCUCUUACUCUGGUGAUUUCAGAAUGAUGAUUGGGGAAGACAAGUCAAAAGUUAUGAACAUAGUGAAGCCAAACAUGUUGCAUUUUCAGAAGCUUUACAGCAACAUCUUGCAAGAUUGCCCACAAGUGGUAUACAAACACCAGCUGGGCGUAUUAGAGAUCGAUAAGAGCCCAGAAGGUCAAUUCGCACAACUAAUGGGUCUGCCGAGGACCCUGCAGCAACAGAUAACUUAUCUCAUGGAUCCUCCAGGGAAGAACAGGGAUGUCGAAGAAAUUUUAUUGCAAGUUGCCCAUGACCCUGACUGUGGAUUGGUAGUGCACCAGGGCAUUUCAGGAAUUGUGAGAUCCUCCAGUCUUAUUCAGAGCGCUAAAACCACCCUAACAGCUGGAUUAAAAAAAUCCAUGGUCUACAGCAUGAAGAAGAUGUACAAAAUGUCAAAAGGAUUGCUAAGGAAGUCAUGAUAUCUGCACUUGGAUUUUUUGGGAAAUCAACCUGCUCUAUUACUGCUAAAUGUGCAAAUUCUACCUGUCCAUAAUUAUUGCCUUGGAAAACUAAAUAUGGAGAAACACCAUCUCUACUACACAUAUGCGGACAGUUUUGUACAGAAGACAAAGUACAGAUUUUCAUU